AUGAAAACCCCAUUCACCAAAAUAUCACGAAGAUUUUAUUAUUACUCAAACGAACAGUUGAAUAACGUUGCUAUAAAUUUCGACCGUAACGAUGUCCAGCGCAAAACUAAAAAGAAACUUAACUUACAGUUUGAUCCAAACUACAAGCUGUUAAAUUUACCGUAUACAUCGAAGUCAAUCCCCGCUUUGGCUUCUGAGGAUUCUACGAAUGUCAUCAAAUCAGUCGCUAAGUCGGCUUUGGCCUGCCAUCCUCGACCUGAUAUAUCGCAUAUUCCAUUUGAGGUCAAACCUAAAACUGAAAUUGCUAAGAAGUCUUCAGUUCUACAACGCGUGUUACAGGACGAGAGUCCGAAUUUGAAACAACUGUGCGCUCCGUAUUUGGCACUUACAAAACCUCAACUGACAUUCCUUAUCAUGUUAUCAUCCAUAUGUUCGUAUGCUUUAGCUCCUAAUUCUACAAGUUUGUCAGAAUUUGUUUGCUUAACUCUAGGGACGCUAAUGGCUUCUGGAAGCGCUAAUGCUAUCAACAUGGGAAGAGAACCCGAAUUCGAUAGGCUGAUGAUAAGAACGCAAGCUCGUCCUGUUGUCAAUGGAUCUGUUACACCUAAUGAGGCCUUCAUCUUUGCAUCGAUGACUGGCUUGCUUGGUUGCACAAUUCUAUAUUAUGGAGUUAAUCCAAUAGUUGCUGCAUUGGGACUCACCAAUAUUGUCCUCUACUCAUGGAUCUACACGUCUUUGAAAAGGGUGUCAAUCCUGAACACUUGGGUUGGUGCAGUUGUGGGGGCUAUCCCGCCCUUAAUGGGAUGGGCCGCAUGUUCAAGUUUGAGUGAUCCAGGCGCAUGGUGUUUGGCUUUACUGUUGUACGCAUGGCAAUUCCCGCACUUCAACUCCCUAAGUCAUAACAUUCGUGAUGAAUAUAAGCGUGCAGGUUAUGUCAUGGCCGCUUAUGAGAAUCCAAAAUUGAACGCCAGAGUUUCCUUAAGGUACUCAAUACUGAUGUUUCUGAUUUGUUUUGGAUUGUGCUACUACAACGUGACCGAUCCACUGUUUAUGCUUGACUCUAGUGUUUUGAAUGGAUGGAUGGCAUACAUGUCCUUCAGAUUUUGGUGGCAACAACGUUUGAACUACUCGCGUAAAGUUCAAGAAAGCGGCGGCCCAUCUCAAAAAGCUAUCGAUUUAGCCAACUAUUAUGCUAAGAAGACUUUUUGGAGCUCUAUAUGGCAACUGCCUGUGGUAUUGGUCUUGGCAAUGCUUCACAAAAAAGGACAGUGGGAUAGAUUUUUCCAAAGCGAAGAAAGACAUUUAACAGCUUGA
Molecule: messenger RNA, 1314 nt
Organism: Ogataea parapolymorpha DL-1
Lineage: Eukaryota; Fungi; Ascomycota; Pichiomycetes; Pichiales; Pichiaceae
Product: Protoheme IX farnesyltransferase, mitochondrial
Exons: 1
Coding region: 1-1314 (437 amino acids)
Biological process (GO): heme biosynthetic process
Cellular component (GO): mitochondrial membrane; mitochondrion
Molecular function (GO): protoheme IX farnesyltransferase activity
Source: RefSeq, a predicted model, not a curated record